UUAUCUUCCUCUCUAAUAUUCCUUUCAUUUCUGGAGCUUCCUCAUAUUAACUCAUCUCUCUCCAUCCAUCUAUGGCAACGGCACUAUCCACUCAACCACAAGACCACCAACAAUCGCCUCCCCCUUCUCCUCCCCUCAAAGUUGACCUCGAGGGACAAACCAAACAAGCCCCCGAGCAAGAGGUGGAGGUCGUCGACUUCUCAAAGCGAGCUCAGUGGCUCCGUGCCGCCGUGCUGGGUGCGAAUGAUGGCCUGCUUUCCACGGCGUCACUCAUGAUGGGUGUCGGUGCUGUCCGCAAAGACUCCAAGACUAUGGUGAUAACCGGGGUGGCGGGGCUGAUUGGCGGAGCCUGCAGCAUGGCCAUCGGGGAGCUCGUAUCCGUGUACUCGCAGUACGACAUCGAGGUCGCCCAGAUCAAGAGAGAGGACAGAAACGGAGCACUAGGAGCUGAAGAAAUAGACGCAAGGAAGGAGAAGCUUCCAAGCCCAUGGCAGGCUGCGGGGGCAUCAGCACUGGCUUUCGCGGUGGGGGCACUUGUUCCGCUCCUAGCGGCGGCGUUUGUAAAGGAGUACAAGGUGAGACUGGCGGUGGUGAUAGCGGCGGUGAGCCUGGCCUUGAUCGGGUUUGGCUGGCUGAGUGCAGUGCUGGGGAAAGCACCGGUGGCGAAGUCGGCUUCUAGGGUGUUGGUUGGAGGGUGGUUGGCCAUGGGCCUCACCUUUGGGUUGACCAAGCUGGUUGGCUCUGCUGGUGUAUAGGAGUUGUGAGCAUCGUAUGUAGUUUUUCCUUGAUGGGUAUUAAUAACCAGCAAUAACAUUAACAUGCUCUAUCUUCUUAGGUCGUAAUGGAUGUAGUCCCUCGCUUGCUUUGCUUGAAGAAAGCUUGAUUCUAGCUAGGGCACAUUAUGAGGCAUCCACGACCAACUUCCCUUUUCCUUUUUUUUUUCCUUUCUUUUAUUUUUCUGUAGCAUCAAGAUGUCUCGUAUAUUUCAUUUCUGAGUUGUGAGAGCUCAAGUUCGUUUUUGGAUCUGUCCAUCUUGAAAAUGCACUGCUGUAGAUCUAUAAGCUAAAGACAGAAGUCUAAGCAAUGUUAUGUGUGAUAAUUACCCUCGA
Molecule: messenger RNA, 1109 nt
Organism: Eucalyptus grandis
Lineage: Eukaryota; Viridiplantae; Streptophyta; Magnoliopsida; Myrtales; Myrtaceae
Product: vacuolar iron transporter homolog 4
Exons: 1
Coding region: 72-755 (227 amino acids)
Biological process (GO): intracellular manganese ion homeostasis
Cellular component (GO): membrane
Molecular function (GO): iron ion transmembrane transporter activity; manganese ion transmembrane transporter activity
Source: RefSeq, a predicted model, not a curated record